UUCUAUUCUUCAAUAGAUUUCUGGGUAAUGGUUUUUUUUAGCGGAAAGCUGAUUCUGUGAAUAGUUUCAUACAAGCAUAGGAAAAGUCCUGAAAUGGCGGGAAUAGCUAUACUUUUAGAUCUGUGGCGAAAAAACCAAAGCUUUAACGCUGGCUUGUAUUCCGCCCGGACUUAUCAAUCUACUCAGUUCUUCUCUGCCUCUGCCGCCGCCACUGCGGCCACCUUCGCCGCCGGAAGCUCUUUUGCCUCACGGGCUUUGUUCGGGUCACAGGUGGCUUAUUCUGAUGCUGGUGCAGCUUUGCCUGAAGAUUACAUUUCUAAUAUACAAAGUGCAUCUGAAAGGGUUUUUAAAAAUCACGCUCUGCAGUAUAGUACAAAACAAUAUGAUGUCCAACUUAAGCCUCUCUUCUCUGCUUUUGAGUUGAGGACCUUUGCAUUGACAUCCUUAAGGUCAUUUUUGAUGUAUUAUUUGCCUCUUUUGGAGCCCCGUGUUAACAUGGAAGAUGAUGAUGACUCUCUGGAGGACAAUCAAGAAGAUCGUCAUGUUGAUCUAGUUGUACCCUUCAAAAAGUCAGUGAUUCAAAUUAUACGAGAAUCUACUGUUGUGACCACCAGACGCAUUUUAGAAAGAAUUGCUGUUCAUUAUGUUUCACAAAGAAUGGCAUGGAAAAUUCUUAAAGAUGUUCCUCAAUCAGCUGCUCGCAAGGCUGGAAGGCAAAUGCCUACUUUGGUUUACAUAUAUUGCGUGAGCAGAACAACUUUCAGAGGGCACAUGCUUGGAGUUGCAGCGUCAUGGAUCGUUCAAGUAGGGAUUGAUUUAUAUCGAUUCUUUACUUCUGGAUUCAAGACUUUACAAGAGGAUGAUGAUGAGAAGCAAGUUGGUGUUCUUGCACAGAGGGUGUCUGUGGCUGCUGUCAGGUGUAUUUCAUCCUUAAUUUUUGCCUCCAUUGGGGCUGGAAUUGGUGCCACCCUUAUUCGUCCUUCACGUGGCCAAUGGAUCGGGUGUGCUGUUGGUGAUUUGGCUGGUCCUGUUAUUGUAGCCGUCAUUGCUGACAAAUAUUUUCAUGUGACACUUUAGUUCUGGUACUGGGUUAUCUUUCAUGAGCUCAAUUCUUUAAGCCGAAGCUUGUUUAUGAUCCAGCUUUUACAGUUUACACUAGUUAGAUGUACAUUUUUUUUAAUUGCAGCCCCUCUCAAGGGGGUUUGCCUUGUCUUGAUGUAACAAAAGCGACUUGUAGCAUAAAAGAAAUGCUUUUCCAUUGGACAUCAUUACUUUUAAAUGGAUAUUCAUCAACUUCCAGUCAUAUUAGUUAGUAUUUCAAU
Molecule: messenger RNA, 1322 nt
Organism: Neltuma alba
Lineage: Eukaryota; Viridiplantae; Streptophyta; Magnoliopsida; Fabales; Fabaceae
Exons: 6
Coding region: 94-1077 (327 amino acids)
Source: RefSeq, a predicted model, not a curated record